Molecule: messenger RNA, 6713 nt
Organism: Salvelinus fontinalis (brook trout)
Lineage: Eukaryota; Metazoa; Chordata; Actinopteri; Salmoniformes; Salmonidae
Product: heat shock 70 kDa protein 12A-like
Exons: 12
Coding region: 438-2504 (688 amino acids)
Source: RefSeq, a predicted model, not a curated record
CAACUGCAGGACAGCAGAAAUAUAGAUGAUGCGGUAUAGGCUAGCUAGUGCUGCAUCCUUGCAGCCCCUACUGUCGACUUUUAGCUCUGGAUUAUUGGGAGCCAUUCCUUGCCAGAACAGCCGUGCGAGCUGACGGGAGGGGCGGGACAGAGGGCUACCUAACGAUCGGAGAGUAGCAGCCUGGGUAGCAGACCUCAUUUCUUUGGAGGUGUAGAUCGGCCAAACUCGACGACAAUCUUUCAGCUGAAUGGGUCAAACCCCGCUGUGCAUCCUUUAAAUGGGCUUUUUAGCGCGCCAUCCAUAGCAAGUCCUAUUUUCUAGUUAAAAGAACUGAAGAGAAAGAAAGCAGGUUUAAGGGGGAUAAUCCGAGUGAGAUAAUUUAGCUUUUUUUCAUCAAUCAAAUGAUUCAGACUGGCAAGUAAACAAGGACAAACUGCAUGCGUAACUGUUUAGGGGAGACUCAAGGAACGAUAAAACAGCUGGUCAUGAUGACUGAGAAAGAAUCGGCAACAGACAACAUAAUAGCAGAUGCAAUGGCAACUCCCUCUCCAGCAAAGAGCAUGGGUGACCCUGGCAUCACCCCACUGUCACCCUCACACAUUCAGCAAAAUGACACGGACUCGAAUGCCCACACAGGACCUUCGUUCAUCGUGGUGGUUGCUGUCGACUUUGGCACCACUUCCAGCGGCUACGCUUACGCCUUCACUAAGGAGCCCGAAUGCAUUCACACCAUGAGACGCUGGGAGGGCGGCGACCCUGGAGUAUCCAAUCAGAAGACGCCUACCACCAUCCUCCUGACCCCGGACAGGAAGUUCCAUAGUUUCGGCUACGCAGCACGUGAUUUUUACCAUGACCUGGAUCCUACCGAGUCCAAGCACUGGCUCUACCUGGAGAAGUUCAAAAUGAAACUCCACACCACUGCGAAUCUCUCCAUAGACACAGAACUCCAUGCAGCCAAUGGGAAGAGAGUAAAAGCUAUUGAUAUUUUUGCAUACGCUCUGGCGUUCUUCAAGGAGCAAGCACUUAAGGAGUUAAGUGACCAGGCGGGUGCAGAGUUUGACAACAUAAACAUCAGAUGGGUCAUCACAGUGCCAGCCAUCUGGAAAAUGCCAGCCAAGCAGUUCAUGAGGGAGGCAGCCUACAAGGCUGGUCUGGUUCCCCGUGACAACCCAGAGCAGCUGAUCAUCGCCCUUGAGCCUGAGGCAGCCUCCAUCUACUGCCGCAAGCUCCGCCUCCACCAGAUGAUUGACGUUGGUACCAAGACCACCCAGAAUGGUUUCAGCCCCACUGAGAAUGUGGGGGCAGGGAUGACCCAGGCCAAGGAGCAUGUCCGGAGCAAACGGCAGAGCCGCACCUUUUUGGUGGAAAAUGUCAUAGGGGAGCUUUGGUCGGAGCUGGAAGAAGGUGACCGCUAUGUGGUGGUUGACUGUGGUGGCGGAACGGUUGACCUCACGGUCCAUCAGAUACAGCUCCCCGAGGGACAUCUCAAGGAGCUCUAUAAGGCCUCAGGCGGUCCUUAUGGCUCCAUUGGCAUUGACUAUGAGUUUGAGAAGCUCCUGUGUAAGAUCUUUGGGCCCGACUUCAUCGACCAGUUUAAGAUUAAGCGGCCGGCUGCCUGGGUGGAUCUGAUGAUCGCGUUUGAGUCCAGGAAACGGGCGGCGGCCCCGGACAGGACGAACCCCCUGAACAUCAACCUGCCCUUCUCGUUCAUCGACUACUACAAGAAGUUCAGAGGUCACAGUGUGGAACAUGCCCUGCGCAAGAGCAAUGUGGAUUUUGUGAAGUGGUCCUCCCAGGGCAUGCUGAGAAUGAACCCUGAUGCCAUGAAUGCCCUCUUCAAGCCCACAAUAGACCACAUCAUUCAGCACCUCACUGACCUCUUUGAUAAGCCGGAGGUGUGUGACAUCAAGUUCCUGUUCCUGGUGGGCGGCUUCGCUGAGUCGCCGCUGCUGCAGCAGGCGGUGCAGAACAUGCUGCAUGGCCGCAGUCGCAUCAUCAUCCCCCACGACGUGGGCCUCACCAUCCUCAAGGGGGCCGUCCUCUUUGGCCUAGACCCCAGCGUCAUCAAGGUGCGCCGCUCGCCCCUCACCUACGGCGUGGGCGUCCUCAACCGCUACAUAGAGGGCAAGCACCCACCUGACAAGAUGCUGGUGAAGGACGGUAAGCGCUGGUGCACCGAUGUCUUCGACACCUUCAUUGCGUGCGACCAGUCCGUGGCCCUGGGCGAGACGGUGAAGCGCAGCUACACGCCCGCCAAGCCCAGCCAGCAGGUCAUCAUCAUCCACAUCUACUGCUCGGAGAAGGAGGGCGUGGGCUUCAUUAGCGAGCCGGGUGUGAGGAAGUGCGGCACGCUGCGGCUGGAUGUGACCGGUACGGAAACCAGCGCCACACGCCGUGAGAUCCAGACGCACAUGCAGUUCGGAGACACGGAGAUCCGGGCCAUGGCGGUGGACGUGGCCACCUCGCGUACUGUCAAGGCUAGCAUCGAUUUCCUCGCUCAGUAAAUAGGGUGACAGAACCAGAGGGUCAAAAGGUCAUAGGAAGUGAAACCUCCAGCAGCACAGCACACAAUGAACCAGGGGACAGUGGCUAGAAUGCUGUAGCAGUAUAUUGAUCUUUAGGCCUGUUCAAAUUCCCUGUAGCAUGAUAAGUGCUAGUUUGUUUCUGCUUUAGCUAACUCCUUGGUCAGAAACAAACAAGCACUCGGGUUUUCUACCAUCUGUGUAUGUACUGUGAGUAGUCUUAAAUGCAGGCUAUAUUGAUGUGCUCUGCUCUAGAGAUUUACACAGAUUUGCAGAUUUUGCUACUGAUACAUGCAGCCUUGUUUCAGGUUCAUUGUGUGUUAUCUGUCGUUGUGUGCUGUAGCUGUUUUAGGUCAUGGUAGUGGAUACUGUAGUGGAUACUGUAGUACUCCUCUUACAGCGACAACAUCAUGCUAUGACACAAUGCUGCACAAACCUCAGUGUCCUCUUCAACCCUGGCUCAUGGGACCGUCUUUUCAUAACUCCUAUGAUUAUUAAGACAUUUAAAACCGAACCCCUGGGGCUUCCAUGAACAUGCAGUUAUAUACACUAGCAUUCAGAUACUUAACCUACUCAUCAGACCAGAGUUUUGAGUCAUGGUUGGAGACCACCUGAGAUGACGAGGGAAGGCAGUGGUUCUCCAACAAAAACACUCCAUUUGAUCAGUUUUCAACAGUAAAACGUUCCAGCAGGGGUGUCAAACUCAUUCCACAGAGGGCCGAGUGUCUGCAGGUUUUUGUUUUUUCCUUUCAAUUUAGACCUAGAUAACCAGGUGAGGGGAGUUCCUUACUAAUUAGUGACCUUGAUUAAUCAAUCAAGUACAAGGGUGGAGCGAAAUCCCGCAGACACUCGGCCCUCCGUUGAAUAAGUUUGACACGGAUAGCUUUCGAAUCUGUAUUUAUCUCUACUGUCUCCUGUGGUUAGGCCCAAGAUGUCAUAAAAAGGAGUUCUAUAACCAUACGAAAACAAACUUGGUGCAUUAGCUUUAAAAAUGUUUGGUCAAAUUUAGUCAGACAGUCUCCUAUACUGUCAACACUAUAUGUUUAAUGGUUUAUUGUGUACUGCGAACAAAUCUAUGUGUUAGAAAUAUAGAGAGACUAACAGCCACCUGUUUAGACACCAGGCUUGAUUGUCAAGACAUUAAUUUCUCACAAACAACGUAAAAAUCCACCUCACUGGUUAAUAUGUUGCGCUGAUCCACAGCCAAAUAUAAAUCCUUGAAUGUGAAAAGUGGCAGAGUUGACAAUGCUGCUAGCUGAACCUGCAAACUGAUUUGAAUAUAACCAUUGCCAUGUGCUUUGUUGUCGCCUUCAUUUGUUAUGCUUAUGAUUCAACGGAGGACAAAAAGCCACUGAAUUUCCUUUUUGAAUAUUUCAAAUGAGGAGAUUUCUGUACAAGUGCAGGCCCUUAAAAAGGAAAGAUUACAUUUGAAAAUAUGUUUAUUUCUGUAAAUACAGUAUUUAAAUAUUGUACAGAUUUUCAGCGUUAUUAUUUUAGCAGCUUCAGAACAGAGAGUGUGUGCUUUCACGCAGACACCUUAUUUCAUUAUUCUCACCAGCCAUGCAUGGCAUGUGUCAAGGCAGAAUUUGAAUGGCAUAUUCAUCGACAAUGAGUGAAAGUGAACGUUGCCUGUGUGUUGCUUUGGGAUUGAAAAAAGAAACUUGAAUACCUUUGCCCUUAAAACAUGACCGGUUAUUGUUAUGGAACAUGGAGUUUCUUUGGGUUGGGAAAAUCCUUUAAAAAAUGUUUUUAUUAUUAAAUGUUUUUAUUGUUAUUGGUAAGACAGGUACACAUGGACAAGAAACAAGUGACAAGACCAAACAGGACAAAGAUUUCCCCUCCCACCCCCUCCCACAGAACUUCCCUAACCCAUAGUUUGAUUAGUGAUUCACAGUAGCAGUCUACAGAGUCAUGUGCUGAUGAAAGAGCAAUUACGUUUCUUUCACUACUGAUGUAGGAUCUUAAUUUGAUCCCUCUUUUGUUGAUGAGAAUUUCCUGCACAGCAGGAAGUGCAAACUUCUAGUAUAUUCAAGGUUUAAAAAGGCUUCUAAAGUUUGUAAUUUCCACUUUAACAUUUCAGACUCGAUUUGCCCUAACUUAAAAUGUGUCAUACCCUACAAAAAAUGGUCGUUAAUUAUAAUCCACAUAAUAAUUCACAUUUCCUGUUGCUGCUGGAUUAUUUGACAAAUCGACUCAAAUUAAGAUCAUAUAUCUGCAGCCUCAUGCAUACGUGCUACAGAUAUUUCCAUGUGGGUAAAUCAUUUUGUUUGCUUUGUAACUGUCAAUUUGUAUUUAGUUUAGAUUACAUUUUUUAAAUUGGUUUGGUUUAUGAAAAACCUGUAUUCUGGUUUAUGAAAAACCUGUAUUCUACAGUCAAAUGAUCGAUAGUAAAUCUUUGUUGGCCCUUUCUAACGACAGUAAUUACCAAUUCAAAACUAUCCUUCAACCACCCACCCUGCAAAUAAUAUAAAGUGACAGUUCCAAAUCUCUGCCCUUCUCUCCCAAACAAUAGUAAUACAAGAGCAAUAACACCUUGCAAUUACAAGGUAUUGUUCCUUCCCACCAUUUAACACAACCAUUAAACAUUUUUGUGCUGUGCUUCCCUUUUAAAUUUGCUUCAAGGCUGCAGCUACUGGAAGCUGCGGUUCAAAGUAUUAUCCUCUAAAUCAAGUAUCGAUGGAAGGAAGGAAACAACAAAAUAAAAACAACUUGAUUUUUAAAGAUUGUGAAAAUCUAUAACCUUGUUCAAUGAAAAAUAAAGAUACAACUAAUAGCUUUUCACUCUGGGAAAAAAGUUUAUGGCCCAUUCAAUAAUCUACACAAAUGAAUGCCUAACUUAAGAUGAGAUGUCCGAACUAUUCACCAUAUAGAUACAAUUCAUGUCUCUAGUCUUGAUUCAAGACAGAGGUAGUCUAUUACUCACUAGUAACUAAUGGUCACAUUGGAUUUGAAUUUAUUCUGUUUCCUACAAUAGCUGCAGUUCGUAGAUGUAACAAGUUAUAGCGCAGACGAUGCAGGAUAACCUUACUUGAAGGUUUAUGGUCUUUCUUCAGUGUUCCUCUAUGAGAACCCUACACUAAGGGGUUUAAAACUCGUUUAAAUGAGAUCUUCACGGAAAAACUCUGAAUUUAGGUUGGGCUCCGUUGAUUUGUUGAUGUGAAAAAGUGCACAAGCUUUGAUCUACGAUGCUGCCUAUGGCACUCUCCUGCAAUGCACGUUUUGCAUGAGUAACUCUUUACGAAUGGUGAGAAAACAUAAUUUCUAACAACACUUUUUUAGGUUUGAGGUUUAGGUGUGGUGAUAAUGUUACACCACCAUGUGUGGAGAAAAGUGUAGCCUUUUCAACUCCAGAUGCAAUGACAAAUGAACCAUUAACUGUGAAGGCAACGUUUGCACAUGUCCCAAUCACUCAUCUCACCCACUGUUAUCAGAGCAGAUCUGUCCAAUCUAUGGAAAGCCCUGAAGUGCUUUCUCCAUCCUAAUAACUAAUACCAUAUUAAUCUAUAUGUCAUGUUAAUCGAGCUGCACCUUCCCCAUCCCCACCAUUAUAUGGAGGUCACUGUAUGACUACUAAGUUGAAGGAAAUAAAAAUACAUCAUUUUGUUUCUUUAAUGUAUUUCUACUUUGAUAAAUACCAUGUAUUUUGUGCAGCCUCCAGUAUAUUGUAAUGCACAAGAUGCUGUAUGUAGCUGCUUUACUGUAUAUUCAAAGCUAUGUCAGAAUUGUAUGUUUAGCUAAAGUUUGCAUUGUAUUUAGUUUAUAAUGCAGAAGAAGAUGACAACUGGCACGCUAAAGAGAGUAAAUAUGUUGAAUUAUAUGGUAAUUUAUGAAUCUGGAGUUGAAUGGGUGGAUAGGCAAUUAAGGAGCAUAAUUGUAGCUAGCUUUUGCAUACCAAAAUAGAAAGUGCUUAACUCUUAAUCUAGAUUUUACAAUAUUACAGUACAUACAAGUUCACUGCUACUUGAUUCUGUGCUUGUUGUAGAACAAGUGACUUCACUAUUCUGCCAAAUUUGACACUCUUACUUAAUGUUUCACAAAUCACACAUUUUUUUUCAGUUUAUCUUUGGGUUGACGCACAUGUGAUUUUUCUACUGUUGAGUUACAAGUCUCCUGCUCUCACCAUUUUAACUCAAAUGUGUUGUAUCCACAGCCAAACUGUCAUCCAAUAAAAUGUAUGUGUAUUUCAAAGAA